Pteropus alecto (black flying fox) is the source of this 7591-nucleotide messenger RNA. RefSeq names its product cAMP responsive element binding protein 5 (gene CREB5). Gene Ontology annotation, biological process: regulation of transcription by RNA polymerase II. The transcript has 11 exons. Gene Ontology annotation, molecular function: DNA-binding transcription factor activity, RNA polymerase II-specific; cAMP response element binding. Lineage: Eukaryota; Metazoa; Chordata; Mammalia; Chiroptera; Pteropodidae. The record is from RefSeq and is a predicted model, not a curated record. The coding region runs from base 105 to 1613 and encodes 502 amino acids.
UCUAAAUAGAAUGUAUUGUAAUCUUUGCUCAGUCCAACGUGGUCCCUUCACCCGGGCUCCGCUCUUGUCUUCUCCACACUUGUUUGAUUUAUGAAGAAUCCAAGAUGAAUUUGGAGCAGGAGAGGCCAUUUGUCUGCAGUGCCCCGGGCUGCUCCCAGCGCUUCCCAACAGAGGACCAUCUGAUGAUUCAUAGGCACAAGCAUGAGAUGACUUUGAAGUUUCCCUCAAUAAAAACAGACAAUCUGUUAUCAGAUCAGACUCCGACCCCAACAAGGUUCCUGAAGAACUGCGAGGAAGUGGGGCUCUUCAGCGAGCUGGACUGCUCCCUCGAGCAUGAGUUCCGGAAGGCCCAGGAGGAGGAGAGCAGCAAGCGGAAUAUCUCGAUGCAUAACACAGUUGGUGGGGCCAUGGCGGGGCCCGGAGCUCACCAGCUCGGCAGCACCCGGAUGCCCAACCAUGACACCAGCGUUGUGAUUCAGCAAGCCAUGCCGUCACCCCAGUCCAGCUCUGUCAUCACGCAGGCGCCUUCCACCAACCGCCAGAUCGGGCCUGUCCCAGGCUCUCUAUCUUCUCUGCUACAUCUCCACAACAGACAGAGACAGCCCAUGCCAGCCUCCAUGCCCGGGACCCUGCCCAACCCUACAAUGCCAGGAUCUUCCGCCGUCUUGAUGCCAAUGGAGAGACAAAUGUCAGUGAACUCCAACCUCCUGGGAAUGCAAGGUCCAAAUCUCAGCAACCCCUGUGCUUCUCCCCAAGUCCAGCCAAUGCAUUCAGAAGCCAAAAUGAGGUUGAAGGCCGCACUGACUCACCAUCCUGCUGCCAUGGCAAAUGGGAAUAUGAACACCAUGGGACACAUGAUGGAAAUGAUGGGCUCCCGGCAGGACCAGACGCCGCACCAUCACAUGCACUCCCACCCGCAUCAGCACCAGACACUGCCGGCCCAUCACCCCUACCCGCACCAGCACCAGCACCCAGCACACCAUCCUCAUCCUCAACCCCAUCACCAGCAGAACCACCCACACCAUCACUCCCACUCCCACCUCCAUGCACACCCGGCACAUCACCAGACCUCGCCACACCCACCCCUGCACUCCGGCAACCAAGCACAGCAGGUUUCACCAGCGACGCAACAGAUGCAGCCAACCCAGACGAUACAGCCGCCCCAGCCCACAGGGGGGCGCCGGCGAAGGGUGGUGGACGAGGAUCCUGAUGAGAGGAGGCGGAAAUUUCUGGAACGAAACCGAGCAGCCGCCACCCGCUGCAGACAGAAGAGGAAGGUCUGGGUGAUGUCACUGGAAAAGAAAGCUGAAGAACUCACCCAGACAAACAUGCAACUUCAGAAUGAAGUGUCUAUGUUGAAGAACGAGGUGGCACAGCUGAAACAGUUGUUGUUAACACAUAAAGACUGCCCAAUAACAGCCAUGCAGAAAGAAUCGCAAGGAUAUCUAAGUCCAGAGAGUAGCCCAGCGGCGAGCCCGGUCCCCGCUUGCUCUCAGCAGCAGGUCAUCCAGCAUAACACCAUCACCACUUCCUCGGCAGUCAGUGAGGUCGUAGGAAGCUCCACCCUCAGCCAGCUCACCACUCACAGAACAGACCUGAAUCCAAUUCUUUAAAAAUCAAGGGUCAGACCCUGCCUCCAAGAAGAGCUGCCGCAUACCAUACGUCCUUUCUUUUAAGGGCAUUUUUUUAGAAUUAACUCAGACCUGGAAGACUCCUCAGUUCUUCAAAGACUGGCUUUCAUUUGUAUCGUUAUUAUGGAAAUGUUGUCUUUUAUACUUAGUUAUAUAAGGAAAAAGGGAGUUAUGCAAUUAAUAUCUAUCAGCUUGGGAAGUGCUUUGGUGCUUUUCUCCAAUUUUCUGGUACCAGUUCCUGUUUUUAAACUGAACUCUUUCUGUAUAUAGUCAUGGUUUCAUUCUUAUCAACCCUUUGCCUAAGACAUUGAAUCUUAUUAAACUGUGGCUUUUAGCCAAAAGGAGGCAUACCUAGAUGUCAACAGAUGCAAGGUAACUGGGGUGAGAAGUCUGAUGACAUCAAAACACAUAUUGAGCUUGUGCUGUGAUGUCAUCAGAAUCCCAGAUAAACACAGAGCCUUUUCCGCAACUUUUUUCUCUUACUAUGAAAAAUUAUAUCCAUUAAUAUCCAAAUACGAACACCGAGCAUCUCACCACCUCUCCUGCAUCGGUUCGCUUCCUUGAAUGCCCAGUUUUCCUCUCCAUUUCCACCCUUUCCUGGGCUCCCUGUUUACUCUUAUUUUUACUUUCUUCUGUUUUAUUUUUUUCCCCUUUCGCGUUGCAUGUAAAGAAGGAAAUAAUGUUUAAAGAAGAAAAAAAGUCAAACCUCAGAAAUGUGGACCUAGCCAUUCCUCCUUUCGCCCUUGACCCACAGCUGGAGUUCAUUCAAUUCUUGCUUUUUUACUAAAUAGUAACCAGGAGAUGUUUAAUGUGCCUGAUUUAAUGUUUUUUUUAUACUCAGAGCAAAUGAAAGGUGGCUGAGCUAUAGGUAAAGCACUGUUGAAGUCCAGCUGUGGAGACACAAGAGUAGGGAGCUUUGUAAGCCUCGAUCCUGAAAGUCCAAAUCGUGAUGCGAGGCUAUAACAUCACACCCUCGAAUUACAACUGGUUUUAUAUGGCCUGUCUAUAAUGUCGAAAAUCCAUGUACUAUAUAAUAAUUCAGAAGGGCUCUAUUCACUACACAAAUUACAUUGUUCGAUCAUCAGCUGCUAAUAGCCUAAGAUUUAUCGUUAUUAUUAUUUUUUUCUUAAGCCUAUGGAACCAGCUUUGCUGUUCUGGUGGGUGAAAGUAGAUGAACUACUGGAGGAACAAGGACAGAAAGGAACCCUAAUGUUCCCUCGGGGUGCCUUCAGCCCUCCCACUGCAGCUAGAGGACUCUGUGGCCGCUGAAAGGAGCCCCUGAAUAUGGCUACUCCACUCUUCUGAAUAAUUCUGAUUUACAUUUUCAACGACUUUUGUGGACUUACCCAAUAUAAAAAGCAGAUAGUUCAGAAACACAGUUGUGCCUCCUUGAAACAAGCCAUUCUACUGUGCUAAUGUUUUAAUAUCACAUCUCACAAAUAACAGGGGCUAAUGUUUCUCUCUAGCAGUGUAGACAGGUGCUGGUGUUUCAUCUCCAUUUGAAUGCUUGACCUCCUAACAUGAGAGAGAGUGUGUGUGUGUGUGUGUGUGUGUGUGUGUGUGUGUGUGUGUGUGAAUGGGAUUUAAAAGAAUAGUAUUUUACAAAAGGUGUAGCUUUUAUAAGAGUUCAGAAAAGGGAAGGUUGUGGGGUUUUUUUUCUCACUGUAGUGUAAGAAUCUAUUUUGGAGAAAAAAAAUAUGAGGGUCGUGAAGCAUGAUUUUUAUAACUAGUUUCAGUUUUAUCUAUUAACUUACAUUUUAAAUCAAUAUUUAUCAACAAUCUUUUCAAGUAUGCAGUGCUUUCAAAAGAAAGUUUUGAGUAUCUAGUGAAACUCAUGACUUGGAUAUAUGGCCUAAAAGUUAAAUGUAAAAGCAAAAAAAAAAAAAAAGAAAAAGAAAUAAAGCAGAAAAAAAUGCAAACGAAAGGAUUUUCUAUUAUAUUUUAGACAAACAUAUCAUUUUUAAGUAUUUUAAAUACCGAAUUCAUAGUUGUUUUGUUUUGAAUCCCAGCAGUAACAGCUGAAUGGUUCAACCUAACUGGCUUCCUAAGAAAUGUUUAAGAUUUAGCUAAAAAAGAGAAAUUAACAUUCUUAUCUCUAUUUUGAAAUGAAAAAUAAUUUUUUCACAACUCCUGCCUAGAACUAUAUGUCCCCUAAAAAGGAAAAAAAAAAAAAAACCUCAUUGAAAUGUUUGUUCGUUUGGAUUUUUUCAAUUUUUAUAUUUUGCUUUAAGUAAACAAAAAAUGUUUCUUUCUUUACUGCAUGCAUAGCACUUAAUGAAAUGGAUUUUUUGAAAAUCCACUGGUAAUACCAGAAUGUCCAGGGAGUGGGUCGUCACUAAAAUUAUGGUUUACUUUACUGCUGUUCCACCUCUCGAUUGAAAUAUUUAGUUGUUAAACCAAAAGCCUGUGCAGUUAAGAACUUGCCUGAGUUUUCCUAAUUCAGCAACUUGACAGUUUGACUGAUGUGCAUUAUAUAUAGCUCAAUUAUGUCUGUUUUUCAUGCUAAGUAGGCAAACCAACCACACACGUUAGCAAACGGGCCUCAACAUAUAAUUAGAAUAAACUGUCUUCUUGUUAUACUCAGGGCCUUUAGGUAUAUUCAUUAGCAGUGUGGAAAUACAGUAAACGGAAGAUGCCAGCUGGUUAUCAGAGCUUCUUGAAAUCCCAAACAGAAAGGUUUAUUGGUCAGAUCCAAUACUCAGCUUAAGCAUUUCCCUUGAAGUUUCAGCCUCCUCCAGACCAUGGAAUAAUCAGCCUUCCUUGUUUUAGGUAUACCAAGUUCCACAAAGGCCCUACCUGUUUCUACCUACCAGGUGAAUCUUCACCUAAAUUGAAGCAUCCACAUCUUAAUUGUUUCUCCUUAAGACAUUUCUCAACAUAGGCCGGGACAGGUAUAGUGGAAAUUCUAGCUGUGGAUGAAUACUCGUUUUAAAGCCAGGCGUGAGGCCGGAUGUCUUUCCUUCACACUGCCACUCAUCCCUCUCCUACCUCCGCAUCAAUGUAGGCGAGUCGCAGUCCUAUCACAGCCUGUGGGAGACGAGCAGUGGGUGCUGUCACUACGCGCGUUGUUAUAACGAGGAUGACUUACUCAGAGCAAAUGCUCCUUGGAGCCCAUCUGGUCAAUGAAAUCAGAUGCAGCGCGUGUUCUGAACAGAGGGGCGUCAGGGGUGAAUGUCAGGUAGUUGUUGCCUGUUAGUUAAGUCCGUUUUAGUAUGUUAGUUGAGUUCGUCAUUAAAAUCUUGAUAAAAGACCAGAUUUUGGCUGGGUGGGGGUAGGGGGAGUUAAGCAUCAGUAACUGCUAUAAAACUAGCCAUUCAGUUAGAGCAGUUAAUAGACACCAUCUAAGGAAAUAUAUGUAUGUAUGUGUGUAUACAGUGGAAUUCAAGGACCAAAGCAAAACUGAACAGGAAUCUAUUAAUUUAGAAUUUUAUAAGAUAUUUAUUAAUAAAUGUUAUUUUUAAACAUUCCAUUUGAACAGUAUUCUUCUGUAGGAUCGACUUGUUUUUAAAGUAUUAGUUCAUAAUAAACUACUCUAGUUGUGUGUAUCUUCAUUUUUCAGGGUUUCAGAUGGCUGUUCUCCAUCAUUUGAUGGAAAUGUUUGCUUAGAUCUCUGUGCAUAGAAAUUCCAAGGAUUUUAAUGCUCUGUGAGUUAUUUUUUAAUUUGUGUUCUUAACAGUUUUUUAAAAACAUGGAUUUCUUUUUUCGUGUUUAAAAGUAAGCUCUUUCCUUUAGGAAGCAGAGUUCAGCUAAAGGGAAUCGGUAACUAUAACUGGAACAGCUUUCUUGUAAAAGUGUAAAAACAACUUCAUCUCUGCUUCUCUCCACUCCACCCCAGUUUCCUAGAAUGCCUUGCACUAUUCAGCUUCCUUAGUGCGCUUUUUGUCCCUUCUCAAACAAUGUGCAGUAGCUUUAAGCCAUUCAAGCUCCAUUAUGCAGUAUAUCUGAGAAGGAAAAGGAAAUAACCCAUUUAAAUUUGAAUAAAACUGUGCCUAUGCGAACAGUAGCAAUUUAGAACCUCUCUUCUGCUUAAAAUAAUUUAUAUUUUAAAAUUGCACUUUAGCUUUUUUGAACCCUUUCUCUUAUUCUCUUUCCAACCUCCUCCCUGUCCUCAAACUUGCCUUCGCUCUUCCAUCUCCAACACCCCCACCCUUCCUCCAAGGCUCUGAGCUGCAUCAUUUAAAAUACUUUACGGAAUAUUUGCACCAGAUACAUUUUCGCGCGUUCAUUAGUAGCAUAGCAAAGACGUGAUUCUCACAUCAGCCUGGAUGAAGCCUGCUACGAGAAUGCCAAGAAGAGCCAGUUCAUACUCUUUAUCCCUUUAUUCAUAGCAUGUUUUUUGAAAAUGUUAUAUUAUGCAACAGAUGCGAGGCAGCAGCUAAGCUACACUUAAGAAUUUUCUAUCUCAUUCUCCAAACCAAAGUGUCCUGAAUGAGCCAGGAGACUUAUUCUUUUGUGCAUCAUGGUGCACUUUGGACUGUCGUCCUAGCCAUGGUCUCUCUGAGGCUGCUGAAAUAACAGCGGCCCUACCUAUUUCAUUCCUAGAUCUCAAAAAUACAAUGUUGCCUUGUAACGUAAUGAGGGACAGCACCUGUGUUUUACCAUUAUAAUCUAAGAAAGGAUAAGAAGACACUGAAGCAAUAAACUUACAAGUAAAAUCCAAUACUGAAACAAAGAAACAAAAAGGAAAAAAAAAAAAAACACCUUAGCUCAUCGCGUUGUGAAAACGAAAAAGUGUUAUGUCCAUUCAAAAUAUUUUACUAUUUCUCGUGGAGUUUUUCAGUGAUGUAAUGCUUAUAGCCAAAUUGCUUAAAGAGUGUUUAUAUAUUUUUUUCCUUAUAAAUUGUCUAUUUUUAAAAAAAGACUAUUUAACCACAAGUUGGAGAGGGGAGUAAGGCCAAAUUGCCAGCAUUUGCUAAAAGAUUAAUAUUAAGUGGCACUCUGAUACCUUUCCAAGCUUGUCAUCGGAGGGGGAUCAAUAGUUACUAUUAUAUUUAGACCAACUUACAAUAUCUAGCUCAUUAAAAGUCAGGAUUGAGAAAGCUCUCAAGCCAUUUAAGAUUUUCCUACACUGAGUUUCAUAUUAAAUAAUUUUAUAGAUUUUUUUAACAGAAUCAUGUUAGUCUGAAGACUGAGAAUGUGGAACCCGAAUAAAGUAGCUUUAAAAACGUCAUUAAAAUCUUAUGCACAAUAAGCUAACUAGACUCUAGUUUGCUCCUUUAGAAUACCAAUGCUAUAGAGAUAAUGAAAGGUAUCAGCAGUGCUGAAGCAGAGGGGGUUUCAGAGAAAGGACCCUUCCCAACUAGCCAGCCAAUGAAAAAGAAGCCCAACUUACCCUCUUUCCUUCUACCUUCUGCUAAAUCACACCUGCCUCAUACAGAGAGGAGUUCUGCCUUUGAGGUUUGUCUUGGAGAAAAGAUAAGCUUGAAAUGUUCUCCUUGGAGAGGACAUGAGUUUUGGGAUCUUCUGGAAAGUCCAGAAAAAAAAAUGGCUCAAUUCAAACAGACUAUUCCAGGACAACUGGAAUAUAAAUAUUGUCCAAAAAUAGAACUAAAAUGAAAAAGUUUAGCAUUGUACAAAGUAAGUGAUAACUACGGAAGUCCCAAAAAAGGUGCUGUCACUUUAAGUUCUGGACUGGGGGGUUGUUUGUAAUUGUAAACAGCAAAGCAUUUGUGUUUGUCUAUUUGUAAAGCAACCACCUUCCUUACUGGAAGGAGAAAAAAAAUGGGGUACAUACCUGUAAAUAUUUGCUGCAGCAUUUAAUAUGUUUAAUUUUAUGUUAAGCUUUUUGUUGCAUCGUGAAUACAUUAUUGUUACUCGGACAAUGAGUUCAUUAAGACUGUUCGACUAGGUCAGAUUUUUACAUCUCUUUCUAGCAAGAAGAGACAAGAUUUUGUGCAUUUGUACAAAUGUUAAUAAUAUCACUGCAAUUCCAAUAUAAUAAAGCACUCAAAUGCAAAGAA